Molecule: messenger RNA, 2377 nt
Organism: Pelmatolapia mariae (spotted tilapia)
Lineage: Eukaryota; Metazoa; Chordata; Actinopteri; Cichliformes; Cichlidae
Gene: nfil3
Product: nuclear factor, interleukin 3 regulated
Exons: 2
Coding region: 244-1635 (463 amino acids)
Biological process (GO): regulation of DNA-templated transcription; DNA-templated transcription; circadian rhythm
Cellular component (GO): nucleus
Molecular function (GO): DNA binding; DNA-binding transcription factor activity
Source: RefSeq, a predicted model, not a curated record
GAAAAAGCCAAGGGAGGAGAGCAAAGUACUUUAUAACUUGUAGGAUUUUCUUGACAAUCAUUUCCUUAUUAGCUGAUGGAAAACCUAUGCUGCUUCUCUGUGCAUCAUACGCGGUGGAAAACCAAACCAAUCCCCACAAGCAGGUGAUAGAAAAGAUUUCUUCAACUCAAGUGGAUUAAUUCCAUGUGGCAGUUAAUUUUGCUCGAUACAAGCAUUAUGGUAUACAGUUAAAGAUCUUUUAGCAUGCUGACAGUAGCAAACAGUAAUAAUAUGCAAUCAAUAAAGCAAGAAGUGGACUCCAAUCAGUCCUACAGUGGAGAGGAUGCCCUGUGCCUGGCUGUGGCUUUACAAGGGACCAACAGAGACCUCCUGAGCCACAAAAUCUCUGCACUUCCUUUCAAGGCUAAAUCUGCUUGUCGUAGGAAAAGGGAGUUUAUCCCAGAGGAAAAAAAAGACACCCUGUACUGGGAGAGGCGUCGUAAAAACAACGAAGCAGCCAAGCGUUCAAGGGAGAAGCGACGCAUAAAUGAUAUGGUGCUAGAGAACAAAUUGGUAGCACUUGGCGAGGAAAAUGCCUCCCUCAAGGCUGAGCUGCUGUCAUUGAAGUUGAAGUUUGGAUUGGUGAGCUCGACAGCAUAUGCCCAAGAAGUCCAACGGUUAUCCAGCUCCGCCACUCUUAACCUCCACCAAAUGUUUAUUCCACCCAAUGCUAGCCAGGGUUUUACCAGCAAAGAAAAGGAGCCUGUUCACCUGCGCAGCAGCUGCAUAUCAGUCAUCAGGCAUUCACCUCAUAUGCCCAAGACAUUUACCGCAACUCAGGGUAGCUUUACUGUCUGCAGGAAUGCAGAGGUCAAGCAGGAACCGGGAGAGAAUGGCAGCUAUAGACAAGAGCAAGGUAGUCCCUAUGAACUCUACAAACCUGGCAUAGCCAGCCCUUUGUCUGGAGUCUACACUCAGUCUGCAUCAUUCAUGCAGAUCAUGAGGUCAUCUAGUAACUCACCCAGGAGCUCAGAUGAUGGCGCAGUUAGCAAAUCAUCUGAUGGUGAGGAUGAGCAGCAGGUCCCCAAAGGGUUGAUGCCAUCUGUAGUAGACCCAAGAAGCAUCAUUGUCUCCACACAUAAAGUGCCAGAUGGUAGUUCUUCAGCUUUACCCCAUAAACUGCGGAUUAAAUCCAGAACCGUCCAAAUCAAAGUGGAGGCAAUCGACCCCGAAUACGAAUCCUCUGGAAAGUCCUCUUCUCCUGUCAGUAUUUCAGAGAGAGAAUGCUACCAGGCCACUAAAAACACUUUUGGAUGCACACAGGCUUCUCACUGCCCUUUGUCAGUACAGGUCACCAACAUGCAAGACUGGAGCCAGCAGUCUGAGCAAUGGCAUGUAAGCCACACAAUGACACUGCAGGGUGGGUGCACGAGUAAUGACGAGUCCUCAAGCCCCGUGUCAAACAAAACCAUUGUGGAUGUAAAAGACUCUUCCUAUGCACACUUGCAUGCAGAAGACUGGUAUGUAAAACAGAGCUUUGGCACCCUGUCUCCCAGAGCAGUCGCUUCAAAAAGAGAACAGGUACCUGGAAUAGAUUCUACCAAAAGCGUCGCUGAUCAUCAUGAGACAUUAUCAAAAGGAAGUUUCUCUGAAUGACAAUUGUAUGCUUAGCAUUUCCAUUAUAUUUGCUGUUUCACUGUGUGGACAUUUGGGUUAAACAAUGUUUUCUUUUGGUAAAUUUUCAAAUAAAUGAGUUUUCAUAAAAUACUAGAGUCACAAAUAAUAGUUUUUGUGUAUCCAGGCUAUUUUCCAGUAAAGGCUGAGGAGAGAUGGAAUUACCCACAUUGUCAUAUGAUAAAUUUAGUAUAAUAUUCCUGUUCCUCUUACAAAGGUUAUUUCACUUAAUAAUGCCAGUUCAUUGUACUUUGGCUUUUUCCAAUCCAAACUUAAUGAAACCAACACUUUAUGGCAUUUUUUGUGUUAAAUUACAUCAUUAACAGAUGGGUUUUAUGUCAUUUAACAAAGCAGGAAGCUAUUUAAUGUGAAGUGAACAGUGGAGAAGACUGGAAUGUUGAAGUGGUAAUUGGAACUAGUCUAUGUAGCAGCAGAGUGGUGAAAACUGAUAAAAGUUAAACUGUACAUGACAAAUUAUUCAGCAUCAUGUCCCUCCAUGUUUUGCAAAGUAAAAUAGGAUCACAUGCAUAAGUAGCCUACGUAAGGAUUUUCUGGGUACUUUGAGAAUUUGCUAUAGACUGUUAAUCAAAGAUUUGUUAUAGACAUUAUUGUGUAAAACAUUGUGAGUGAAAGGUUUUUUUGGUUUGUUUGUUUUCAAGAGUCCAAACUGUUCAUGAUUGCUAUCAUAGAGCGUUGCCUAUUGAUAUGCACCUGCUGUUGCUGA